Culex quinquefasciatus (southern house mosquito) is the source of this 678-nucleotide messenger RNA. RefSeq names its product general odorant-binding protein 67. The coding region runs from base 1 to 618 and encodes 205 amino acids. Gene Ontology annotation, molecular function: odorant binding. The record is from RefSeq and is a predicted model, not a curated record. The transcript has 3 exons. NCBI's taxonomy places the organism in Eukaryota, Metazoa, Arthropoda, Insecta, Diptera, Culicidae.
AUGAAGUCAACCACACUUUCAGUUUUAGUGCUUUUAACUAUUGUCAAGCUAACUCUAGCUGCAGAGCAAAACGUUCCAGCAAGUUGUCUGAACAAGAAGUUCAAAAUUGAUCCGUUUUACUGCUGUCCAACUCCGAAGCUGCUGAAUCCUACCAUCGUGAAACAAUGCCUGGAACUCUUCCCAGCUCCAAAGGACGACAAGGACCAAGUCAAACCGGAUUGCAUGUCGGAGUGCGUGAUGAACCGAACUGGAAUUUUCAACCGCAAAAAAGGCGUUAAUGAUGAGAAAGCGAUGGACACCUUCGUGGAAAAGCUGGAAGAUAAAGUUUGGGUCGGUGUCGUUGAAAAUGCUGUAACCGAUUGUUUGGAGCAAAGUGAAACCAGACGUGCCUCGUUUGAAGCCGACACCAAGCAGCUGCAGAAAAGAUUCAAAAAUGACCGCAUCUGCAGCCCCGCUGCCGGAUUCAUCAUGGAAUGUGUGCACGUGUCUGUUUAUAAGAACUGUCCGGAUAAAAAGUUUGCGAAAAAUGAGACUGAAUGCCUUGAAAUCAAGAAACAUUUGACCCAAUGUCCAUUCUACACCAUCUUUGAUCAAAAGCCAACGCCCAAGAAAAAUUAGGCGGAUCAAAAUUCAAAAAUAAUCUUUUAAGUUUUGGGUGAUGGGUAAAUAAACAGCAUG